GCAGACAGGACAUUUAAUGCCGCACACCAUGGGUUACAUUAGACGCUCGGUGGUUUUAGUGUUGUUUGUACAGCUGUUCGGUCGUAGUGAACCGAAAACGAUCGUUUACAAUUCAUACUCAAGCAAUCCCACCGAAUCGGAAACCCAACUACAUAAUGCCACACAGCAGUACAAAAUCGCUAGUGAAACGCAACAGCAGCAGCAGCAGCAGCAGCAGGAAGCAAGUGGAUCAUCUGGCAGAGCGUUUUCCAGUAGUGGCAGUGGGGCCAGCUUUCCAUUCUCCAUUCAUCCCGAUUUCCUGUCGAAACCCGUGCAGGUUCCCCGUCCGAACGCUGGCUACAAAACGCCCAAGUACAUUGUCUAUCCGAGCUACUCGAAAACUAGUCCCAACAGCGCCAUUCCAUACUACAACGCUCCUGUCGCAAUGGACCGAUUUGCUCCUGGAGAGGCAUACGGCGGUACCAUCUACAAGCUGAAGAAGCAAAAACAAACCGUCCAAUCGGUACCCUUUGGAUCGAUUCCGGCAGCGUCAUUCAACAGCCCGGUCAGUGUCCCUUCGCCAAGUGUCCUUCGACCCGCUGCUUCCGAUAAUAGUCCGGUCAGUGUAAAGGCACCUUCGGGUCCGCCAUUUACUGAUUCAGCACCGCCGCCAUCGUCGCCCGGAACGCAAGAUAAGCCAAUGUUUAUGCCCACGCCCGUUCCUUCAUCCGGUGAGCUUUGGUCAUCAUCUAACACCACCGAAAAGCCGAAUUCAAAUUCGAGCUCAUCAUCUAACGGUCCACCCGUCCCAACGUCGCCUUCGAAUUCGCUGCCAGACUCGUCCGAAAUCAUCCUAUUCCCACCCAAUUCCCACACUGGAUAUUUACCCCCCGCAAACAAGGCACAAGACAUGAAACGUCCCACAACGAACGCACCCGACGGAAGCUCCUCCAGUACGGUUGUUUACAAACCUUCGAGUGAUCUGUUCCAAUUUCCACCAAACACCAAUGCUAGUUACCUGCCGCCUCCUUUAGAGCGGUCUAAAAAUCCCGUGACUAGCUAUUUGCCACCACCCUCGGGUGAUAUCACCGGGUACGUUAUGAAUAGUCACUCGGAACAGACGGAUUAUAAAGGUUCGCCAGAACUGUUUAAAUUUCCACCCAAUGUAAAUUCCGACUAUCUGCCGCCGGACGGUACAGAUUCGUCAGAACACACCGGUACGAGCUACGGGGCGCCUCCUUCAGGCGAUCCUAGUUCACCUUCCAAUUUGAAACCGGCCAAUAGCAAUGAAUGGAUUCAGCAUCCGACAACUUCACUAGAACCGAACGAACUUCACCGAUUUCCUCCAAACACGAUGGCUAACUAUAUGCCAUCGGGUGGGAACAUUCAACCAGUGCAUUCAGCCACAAGCUAUAUUCCACCACCGUCAGGUGAUCCACACGAGCCAGCCAAUAUGAAACCCUCACAGAUGGGUGUCAUGCGCCCACAAGAUCAUUCUUCUCCUACUGGAGAUACUUUCCGCUUUCCACCCAACGUACUUUCCGACUAUCUUCCUCCUCCGGUGGAAAAGGAUCCACCGAAAGCAACCGAUACUAGUUACCUUCCACCUCCAUCUGGCGAUCCGUACUCCCCUGCCAACUUGCGCCCUUCCAAGCCACCAUCGUUCCCUCAGUCAUACAUCCCACCAGCAGAUUUGUUUAAAUUUCCACCGAAUGUGCAAUCGCAGUACUUGCCUCCCCCGAACAAUCCCCCAAGACAGAACAAUGCUGUGACCAGCUAUCUUCCUCCUGCUUCCGGCAUUCCAGGUGACGAUGCCAUCGGAACCAUAUCAGUUGGUCCGGGCAAGCCACAGUAUUUGCCCCCGAGCUAUUCUGAUAAUGGACCGCCAAUGCCAACUGCACCAGUGCCGAUGCCAAUGAUGCCCAACAAAAUGCCUCCCAUGUCAAUGGCGAUGAUGCAAGCGAUGGGUCCUCCUUCCUCGAUGGAUGGCCCUCCGACAGGACCUUCCGGAAUGGAUGCAGCUUAUUACCAUCACCAUCACGAUCACGAUCAUGAUCACGAUCACCAUUCGCAUGAACAUCAUCAUGAUUUUCCCUACUUCACCGGGUUCGACCACGAUCAUUAUCCGGAUAUUAUUUUCGACCACGACCACCACCAUCACGAUGAGCCAACUACGACACCUCCUCCUCCACCACCGCCGCCAGCACCGGAAACACCUAGGUUGAAAAAUUACAGCUACUACUACCUCAGUCGCACGCUCUGGUAUGUGCCACUGUACUUCACGCUGUACUUUACCUUCUACGUAGCAAUUCUGAUUAUACGAUCCAUCGCUCGACAUAAGGUAAACCUACCGAAUCAAUGGGUCGGCAAUACACGAUCGUUCGGUAGUAUACGCGAUCUAAGUGACAAGGAAACACAGCAAAAGGCAACCAUGAUGGCAACGUUCGCAAUGAAACAGAUAGAGGAUUUUAGAGAAAAAUAUCUUUAA
Anopheles maculipalpis is the source of this 2467-nucleotide messenger RNA. RefSeq lists its product as uncharacterized. NCBI's taxonomy places the organism in Eukaryota, Metazoa, Arthropoda, Insecta, Diptera, Culicidae. The record is from RefSeq and is a predicted model, not a curated record. The coding region runs from base 17 to 2467 and encodes 816 amino acids. The transcript has 7 exons.